CGCAACACAUGGAAAUACUGUACUAUUGUUAAAAUACAAUUUUAACAAACCCAACUCGAAAUUAAUUACCACGUGAUUUUAAUAUUCCAACAUAACCGAACGGCACAUUUUUUGGACGGCUGAACGCCAUUGGAACGCCCCCCUAUUGUUCCCCUUUAAUAUAGUCAACCCCUCCGCCAUGUCGCCAUUAUCGGCAUAACACAACAGCUGGAGUGUAGUCGACCUACCAUAUGGUCCUCCGUGUCCUCGCCUGUCCGCCGCGUCACCCAGCGUCUCCCCCUGCCAUGCCCCGCGUCAGCUCGCUGCUACCCGCCCUGCUGUUCGUCCUCUUCCCGGGCCGGAGCUGGGGUUACUUCCCCGAGGAGCGCUGGAGCCCGGAGUCUCCGCUUCUCUCCCCGCGGGUCGUGCUCGCACUCAUCUGCCGCAACUCCGCGCACUCUUUGCCGCUCUUCCUGGGAGCCGUCGAACGCCUCCGCUACCCGAAGGAGCGCAUAGCUCUGUGGGUGGCGACAGAUCACAAUGUAGAUAACACCACUGCUAUCCUGAGAGAGUGGCUCAUCAAAGUUCAGAAUGACUAUCACUAUGUGGAGUGGAGACCCGAUGAUGGAUCCAGUGCCUUCGAGGAUGAGGUGGGACCUAAACACUGGAAUAAUCUUCGAUAUGAACAUAUUAUGAAGCUUCGCCAGGGGGCAUUGGACACGGCCCGUGAGGUCUGGGCCGACUAUCUGCUGGUGGCAGACUGUGACAACCUGCUCACCAACCCAGAUGUGUUGUGGAAACUGAUGAGAGAAAACAAGACCAUUGUUGCUCCAAUGUUGGAGUCCAGAGCUGCUUACUCUAACUUUUGGUGCGGCAUGACCUCACAGGGCUACUACAAGCGAACACCAGCCUACAUGCCUAUCAGAAAGCAGGAGCGUCGUGGCUGCUUCGCUGUACCGAUGGUCCACUCGACAUACCUGGUGGACCUACGGAAGGAAGCCUCUCGUCAGCUGGCUUUUUACCCCCCACAUCCAGAGUACAGCUGGUCUUUCGACGAUGUCAUCGUUUUUGCCUACUCUGCUCGCAUGGCGGAUGUCCAGAUGUAUGUAUGCAACAAAGAAACCUAUGGAUAUUUUCCUGUGCCGAUGCGCUCCCAUGCUACACUGCUGGAUGAGGCCGAGAGCUUCUUGCACACUCAUCUUGAAAUCAUGGUGAAAAAUCCUCCCCUGGAGUAUUCCAGCUUCCUGACUCUUCCUCCCAAGCAGCCAAACAAGAUGGGCUUUGAUGAGGUGUUCAUGAUAAAUCUGGUGCGGAGAUCUGACCGGCGGGAGCGCAUGCUAAGAACAUUACACGAGAUGGAGCUCAGCUGUAAGUUGAUUGCAGCUGUGGAUGGCAAAGCUCUGAAUGAGAGUGACAUUGAGCCUAUGGGGAUUAGUAUGCUGCCUGGGUACAAAGACCCCUAUCAUGGUCGACCUCUCACCAAGGGUGAACUGGGUUGUUUCCUCUCUCAUUACAACAUCUGGAAGGAGAUAGCAGACCGCGGUCUGCACACAUCCUUGGUCAUUGAAGACGACCUGCGCUUUGAGGUGUUCUUCAAACGCCGUCUCCAGACGUUGCUCCAGGAAGUGUCGGCACACAAGCUGGACUGGGAUCUCAUUUAUAUUGGACGUAAGCGAAUGCAGGUGGAUCAUCCAGAGAAGUCGGUGCCAAACAUCCACAAUCUGGUGGAGGCCGACUACUCCUACUGGACUUUAGGCUAUCUGCUGUCCUUGCAAGGAGCCCAAAAACUCUUGAAGGCGGAGCCUCUGAAAAAGAUGCUUCCUGUGGAUGAGUUCCUUCCUGUCAUGUAUGACAAACAUCCUGUCUUGGACUACAUGGACCACUUUGAGGAUCGGAACCUGCGAGCGUUCUCCGCGGAGCCGCUUCUGGUGUAUCCCACCCAUUAUACAGGAGACGCGGGGUACAUCAGCGAUACAGAAACCUCCGUGGUCUGGAACAACGAGACAACCAAGACAGACUGGGACCGAGCCAAGUCCAGGAAAACGCAGGAGCAGGUGGAGCUGAGCCUGGAGGCUCAGAACUCGGAUGUGCUUCAGUCUGAUUUGGAGAACUGGAGUGCACGGGAUGAGCUGUGAGGCCUUCAGGGAGCUCUCACACGACACUGAGUAGGUUGACAUACUGGGCAGGAGAACAAAGCUAGGUGAGUGGAAGUAAUAAGGCGAGGUAGACGGACACAGGUCAAGUGAGACUUCAACGUUUGUCUCUUGUCACAAUUUGAUCUUUCUCUUAAAAGGAGGAGGUUGGAUCUAAAGUAAAAUUAACUCUUGAAGAGUCGCUGAGCAGCUUUCAUUUUAUUUAUUGCCUGCUAAAACCUCCCUUCGGUUCAUGUAUGACCAGACUGAAACAUUUAAUUACUGACUAACCCGCCUACUCUUUCAAAUAAACAAUUAACGUUUUAGGUCAGAUUAAUCCUAGGGUUGCUGUGGAUUAAUUUACACUAAUCACAUUUAUUUAAUCUAUAUUAAUAAUGUUUAAUUUCGCAUUUUGCAACAAAGAGAGUCAAGUAAAAAGGGAAUAUAUAUGCACUUAAUGUGUUAAACACAGGGGACCUAUGAUGAUUUAAAUCGAUAUGUAAAACACUUCCUUGUGGUCUAGAUAAUACUGUAUGUAUUGCUCCGCAGUCCCUUUUAUAACUCAUUUUUUGAGCCUGUCUGCAGAGUGUUCGAUUCUGGUCGUGUUCCCAGAUUGCAAAUUCAACUAUGCCCCACCCUCACCAUAAGUAUCAUCAUAUUUCUUUUGAAAAGGUAGACUGUUUAAAUGUACAUCUUGAAGUCGUGCCGCUAUUUUAUUUCCACACACGGUCGAAAAUAAACUCUAACGACAAUAUUCACCCGAUUACAGCGUUAGAUACACCUGCACACUCGCCGAUCGAUUCAGACUCUGCAUAAACAAAAUGCUGUUUUUAGCAGAAUUGAUGUACAUGUAUGUCGCACGUCAGUAUCAUUAUGCACACUUUUAUCCUACUUUUUUUUGUUUUCUCAUAGCCUGAAGCAGAGGGGAAGGCGCUAUAGUAUUUAUAUUUCUAGUCAUACCAAAGACUAUAAAAAUGGGACCCAUUGUCUCCCUGCUUGGCACUCAGCAUCAAGGAUUGGAAUUGGGGGUUGAAUCGCCAAAAUGAUUCCCAAGCGCGGCCACCGCGGCUGCUCACUGCUCCCCUCACCUCCCAGGGGGUGAACAUGGGGAUGGGUCAAAUGCAGAGGAUAAUUUCACCACACUUAGUGUGUGUGUGACUAUCGUUGGGACUUUAACUUUUUUAGCUUUUUAUACUUAAUGGCGAAAUAAGUCUAUCCGUCUCGCUGUGAUGUCACAAUGUAGCCAGACUGCAAAACCCAGCGAACAGAGGCAUCCAAAAUUACGUGUAAGCUCACGUCAAAAUACAUGAACUUUAUAAUUAGAUGUUUUGGCAUUGUUUAUUCCAACUUUCUAACAAUAUAUAAGUCAGUCAAAAAUUCAUCAUAGAUCCCCUUUAACAAAGUGAUAUUUGUUUUUAUGUCAGUCAACUAGUCCGUAAUUUUUUUUGUUCUCACAUUUUCCAUGGAGAGGAAAAUAGAACGAUAUUAACUUGAUAUUGACACUACCGCAUCAACAGCCCAUUUGAAGAGUUUCAAUUAUAAUCCGAAUAAUGAUAUUGGAAUAAUGCGUUCAUUUUGCCAGCCCUAAAAUAAAUACAAAAACUGUAUUUAUCUCAUAAUGAAAUCAAAUAAUGACAUUAAAACAAUCCAACUAAUUUUAGUUGGAGACUCAAAUUGCAAUUAAGUACAAGCUGGUACUGGAUUCCUAUACAUGUCAAACUCUCCAUCGUCACCAGCUGUUUGGUUUUAACGUGGCUUUGAGGAGUUCAAAAACCAUAUACAGUAAAAUUAGUUAUUUGCCAGAGGGAAAAAAAAUGACGUUUUGUGUUUUUUGACAUGCAUUGCUCUCUGCACCAACAGUUUUAUUUAUUCUACUUUUUAAAAAUAUACUAUUCGCUUUUUUACACUCAUCAAUGCAUGUACCGGUACGUCCUUUUCUAAUAAUAGUAUCACAAUUUCUAUAAGUAUUUGUGAGGUUUUUUUUUUUUCACAAUUGCUUUUGUUGACGCGCAACUUGCAGGUUGUGAUAAAGUUGGUUUGGCGUUUACGUAUGGAUGUGUUUGGGAGAGAUAAUUAAACAUUUUCUAGAUAAGU
Messenger RNA from Entelurus aequoreus (snake pipefish), 4205 nucleotides. Its product is annotated as procollagen galactosyltransferase 1-like. The record is from RefSeq and is a predicted model, not a curated record. Gene Ontology annotation, molecular function: procollagen galactosyltransferase activity. Lineage: Eukaryota; Metazoa; Chordata; Actinopteri; Syngnathiformes; Syngnathidae. The transcript has 12 exons. Bases 231 to 2114 code for a protein of 627 amino acids.